Phoenix dactylifera (date palm) is the source of this 474-nucleotide messenger RNA. The record is from RefSeq and is a predicted model, not a curated record. Lineage: Eukaryota; Viridiplantae; Streptophyta; Magnoliopsida; Arecales; Arecaceae.
AUGGACGCGGUCUGGACCUGGGGGGUGGCGGCGGUAUCGGGGGGUUCUGGCCGGCGCAGUGGCCUUGGUGGUGGCGGAGAUUCCGGCCAGGGGCUGGGCGGGGGUUGCGGUCUUGGAAGGAGUGUCGGUCUAGGUCUAGGCGGCCUCGGCGGUGGAAGUGGCUAUCUAGGCGGUCGUUGCGGUCUAGGCGGGGGAGGAGGUGGGCCUGGGGGUGGCGGCGGUCGGGGCGGGUGUCGCGGUCUGGGUGGUGGUGGUGAUCUGUGCCUCGGCGGCCUGUGGGGCGGGGGCGGCGGCGGCCUGUGGGGCGGGGGCGGCGGCGGCCUGUGGCGUGGCGGCGGCGGCCUGUGGGUGGCGGCGGUCUGGGCGGGGGCGGCGAUCUGGGCCUGGGCGGUGGUGGGGGUUCUGGCCGGCGGGGUGGCGGCCGGGGCGGCGCCAUUCUACCCACAGCGAUCAAAGGUAGUUGAAGUGGGAUGA